Molecule: messenger RNA, 1242 nt
Organism: Armigeres subalbatus
Lineage: Eukaryota; Metazoa; Arthropoda; Insecta; Diptera; Culicidae
Exons: 1
Source: RefSeq, a predicted model, not a curated record
CUUAAAAACCAUUACAGAUCAAAAUCAAAUCAAGACACACAAAAAAUACUUAAAAAGAAUUUUGUAAUCUCACUUUUCAGGUUACUUCUAGCGAUAGGAGGACACGCAGAAAUAUUCAUUCAUGACAUCAAACAAAAUCCCAUUGUCAUACUUCCCAUGGGGAAAGCUAAAAUUUGUUACAGCUACCUAAGAAUCAUUCAUCCAAUCGAAAUGAAUCCGAUAGAAAACGUUAUUAACGUCCUCUACUUAAAAGCCCAAGAAAAGAUAGCUAACGAUAGACUUCUUAACCCUAUUAUAAAAACAAAAAUCGAAAAACUAUCUCAAUCCUUUAAAAAAAUCAAUAUAUCAGAUAAAAGAGUAAAACGAUGGGACAGCUUAGGCAGAGGUUGGAAGUACAUCUCGGGAAGCCCGGAUGCCGAAGAUUUAAGGCUUAUCAAUGCUACCAUUAACUCGAUUGUUGAUCAGGAAAAUAACCAAAUUAGAAUUAACUCUGGAUUAGACAUCAGAAUUAGAAAUCUAACAUACAGUAUUAAUUCAAUCAUCUCGAGCUACAACAACCUGUCAUCUGAGUUCAACGAAGGAUUUUCAUCAAUUAACUUACUAUUGAACAUCGACGAGCUCAUCCAGCAAAUAGAGACAAUUGGUGAUGCAAUAACCCUAGCUCGACUAAAUAUUCCCAGUAGCCGCCUGAUUAGCCUUGCAGAAUUAACUGUUGCUCAACGCUUUUUGAAAGACCAAGGAUUAGACGUAGCCACAGCAGAGAGUGUAUUAGAAAUCGCUGAAGCAUAUGUCAUAACCACUAAAGAUUCAAUCAAGUACAUCCUGAGAAUACCUAAAGUAACAAACGAAGCCUACACUCUCUACCAAAUUGAACCAGUGAUAUCUAACGGAACGAGAGUUCAUCUAAAGGCCAGUUUCUAUCUCAAUGGAACCACACCGUUUUGUUCAAAAUCAGUUUGCGAUCAGCACGCAGAGCAAUUUAUCUGUCAAUCUUCUGAACUUGAAACACCAUCGAAAUGUAUGCAAAAACUCAUUAGCGGUUCGUCAGCACAUUGUCCAAUUGAGAAAAUCUAUGGACGCAACAUCGUUAAACGAAUUAACGAGGCCACAAUAAUUAUCCAGGAUGCGAACAUUACAAUACAAUCCAACUGCAGCAUGCAUAAUGCAAUUCACCAACAUCAACGUAAAUACUCCCAGCAGGACUUUUAUCCCGACCACAGGAUUGAAGGUAAAUACCACUAA